Erigeron canadensis is the source of this 447-nucleotide messenger RNA. RefSeq names its product secreted RxLR effector protein 78-like. The transcript has a single exon. NCBI's taxonomy places the organism in Eukaryota, Viridiplantae, Streptophyta, Magnoliopsida, Asterales, Asteraceae. Bases 1 to 447 code for a protein of 148 amino acids. The record is from RefSeq and is a predicted model, not a curated record.
AUGAAAAGUUGCUUGCAUGAGUUGGUUAGUGCAAAUCAAUCAGCCUUUGUUCCGGGCAAAAGGAUUACUGAUAACAUUCUUCUAACUCAAGAGCUGAUGCAUAACUACCAUCUUGAUAGAGAUCCUGCAUGGUGUGCUUUUAAAGUUGAUAUCCAGAAGGCUUAUGAUACGGUUGACUGGAGAUUUCUUAGGAAAAUACUUCUAGGCUUUGCAUUUCACCCGCGCAUGGUUUCUUGGAUUAUGGAGUGUGUUACGACCACAACUUUUUCGCUGAGUAUUAAUGGUGCCUUAAAUGGUUAUUUUCAGGGUAAAAGAGGACUUAGACAAGGAGACCCAUUAUCCCCAUAUCUUUUUACAUUGGUAAUGGAAGUGUUAAUUUUAAUCCUUCAAAGACAGAUUCGGGACGAUUUACCUUUCACAAAAAUUGUGAAGAACAAUAGAUUAUAA